AUGUCCAAGAGAUUAGUUGCGCCACCUUACACUCAUCGUACAGGCUGGAAACCAUCAACUCCCCAGGAUUUUGGCGACGGUGGCGCUUAUCCAGAGUGUCACAUCGCUCAAUAUCCCUUAGAAAUGGGCAGAAAGAAGGCAAAAUCUUCAAAGACGCUUUCUUUGACUGUAGACGGUUCAGGUAAAGUCAAAUAUGACGCGAUCGCUAAGCAAGGUAGAGGCGAUAAUGCACACCUCAUUCAAACUUCUUAUCAAGACGUUUUACCGCUCGCUAAGCGCACAGAUGUCGAUAACAAAGAAAUGGAUAGACCAUCUGAAGACCAAAUAGCUGAAACUACCGAGAGAACGAAAGCUGCUUUGGAAAAGAUUGUUGGAAACAAAAUAAAGUCAUCCCAUAGUCGUGAAAUCGCUGGUAAACCAGCCCAAGCACAGUAUGUGAGGUAUACACCAAAUGAGGGUUCACAGAGAGUUAUUCAAAUCAGAGAUGCUGUCGAAGAUCCUCUCGAGCCACCUCGAUUCAAGCAUAAGAAAGUUCCAAGAGGUCCACCAUCACCUCCCCCACCUAUUUUGAGAUCUCCACCUCGUAAAGCUACUGCAGCUGAACAAAAAGAGUGGAUGAUUCCACCAUGCAUAUCCAACUGGAAGAAUAACAAAGGUUACACUAUCCCUCUUGACAAGCGUCUCGCUGCUGAUGGUAGAGGUCUUCAGGAUGUACAAAUAAACGACAACUUUGCCAAAUUCUCAGAAGCACUCUUUAUUGGUGAGAGGCACGCUCGUGAUGAAGUACGUCAACGUAACGUCAUGCAACAACGUCUAGCAGAGAAGGAGAAACUCAGCAAGGAGGAGAACCUCCGUCAAUUAGCUCAAAAAGCCAGAGAAGAACGCAGUGGAGGUACUUCUUCUGGUCAAAGAGCUGCUAUGCCAAAUCUUGCAGCUUAUGGAAGCGACUCUGAUGCUUCAGAAUCAGAAUCAGAAUCAGAAGCAGAAAGCGAUCAAGGUGUUGAAGAACGUGAGAGAAUGAGAAGGGAGAAACGUAAUGAACGUGAACGUGAAAUGCGUAUCAGUCAUAUGGGUCACGAACAACGCGCUAAGCAACUAGCCCGUGAGCAGAACAGAGAUAUCAGUGAAAAAGUCGCACUCGGUCUCGCUAAACCAACUCUCUCGAAAGAGGCAAUGUUUGAUAGUAGAUUAUACAACCAAGAGAAACUCGGUACAUCCUUUGGUGACGAUGAGAGCUACAAUCUCUACGAUAAGCCUCUUUUCCAUGGAUCAAGCGCAGCUGCUGCAAUUUACAAACAUCGUAAUCAAGAUGGUGAUGAUGAGCUUGUUGGUGGUGGUACCGAAGAAGGUGUCGACAAUGCACUCAAGAAUGAUAGAUUCAAUCUCGGUGCUAAUGCAACGAAGGGCUUUGAAGGUGCUGAAUUACAAGAAGCUCGCGAGGGUCCUGUUGAAUUCGAAAAAGACGUUGAUCCAUUCGGUGUUGACCAAUUCCUUAAUGAAGCUAUACAAGGCAACAACACAUCAAAACGUGGUCUUGAUGAAGCACCUGCGGACUCGCGUAAACGUCAAAAAGCUAGAGAUGAUGAUUUAUAA
Wallemia mellicola CBS 633.66 is the source of this 1593-nucleotide messenger RNA. RefSeq lists its product as hypothetical. Gene Ontology annotation, biological process: mRNA splicing, via spliceosome. Gene Ontology annotation, cellular component: spliceosomal complex. The transcript has a single exon. The record is from RefSeq and is a predicted model, not a curated record. The coding region runs from base 1 to 1593 and encodes 530 amino acids. NCBI's taxonomy places the organism in Eukaryota, Fungi, Basidiomycota, Wallemiomycetes, Wallemiales, Wallemiaceae.